CAGAUGGGGGGGAUCUUUACAUCCGCGAAACCGGAAGUUCUAUUGUUUGAGCUGCUUGCUGAAAAAGACGAGAAAACAGAAGGAAUAGAAGAUAGAGAAAGAAAGAGAAAGAGAAAGAGAGCGGACUGCCUUAUCCUGGUGAAAGCCAAGAAACAACGAUGGACUGUGUUUACAUUAAACAGGAGGAGGUUCUGGAAUUAGUCCCUAUCUGCAUUAAACAGGAGAUGCCUGAACUGGAGCCUGUCCACAUUAAAGAAGAGACUGAACUGGAGCCUGUCCACAUUAAAGAAGAGACCGAACUGGAUCCUGUCAACAUUAAAGAAGAGACCGAACUGGAGUCUGUCCACAUUAAAGAAGAGACCGAAAUGGAGCCUGUCCACAUUAAAAAGGAAAAGACUGAACUGGAGCCUGUCCACAUUAAAGAAGAAGAGACUGAACUAGAGCCUGUCCACAUGAAAGAAGAAGAGACUGAACUGGAGCCUGUCCACAUUAAACAAGAAGAGACUGAACUGGAGCCUGUCCACAUGAAAGAAGAGACUGAACUGAAGCCUGUCCGCAUUAAAGAAGAGACUGAACUGCAAUCUGUCCACAUUGAAGAGGAGUCUGUUGACUUGUUUAAGGAUUCAGAAAACAUAUACCAGCCAAGGAUAUCACAUCAGUAUACUGAAUGUAGGAAGAGCUUCAUUCAGUUAGGAAGCCUAAAAGCACACCAGCAAAUUCACACUGGAGAGAAGCCGUAUCACUGUAGUGAAUGUGGGGAGAGCUUCACUCAGUUAGGAAGCCUAAAAACACACCACCGAAUUCACACUGGAGAGAAGCCUUAUCACUGUGCUGAAUGUGGGGAGAGUUUCAGUCGGUCAGGAACCCUACAAAGACACCAGCGAAUUCACACUGGAGAGAAGCCGUAUCACUGUACUGAAUGUGGGGAGAGCUUCAGUCAGUUAGGAAGUCUAAAAGUACACCAGCGAAUUCACACUGGAGAGAAGCCGAAUCACUGUCAUGAAUGUAUGGAGAGCUUCAGUCAGUUAGGAAACCUAAAAAGACACCAACGAAUUCACACUGGAGAGAAACCGUAUCACUGUUUUGAAUGUGGGAAAAGCUUCACUGACAAAGGAACACUAAACAAACACCAGCGAAUUCACACUGGAGAGAAGCCGUAUCACUGUACUGAAUGCGGAGAGAGCUUCGGUCGCUUAGGCAGCCUAAAGAAACACCAGAGAAUUCACGCCGGAGCCAGCCUCCCCCCCUCCCAGUCCCUCACCUCUCCACCCUGCUUGUUUGUGUGUGUGGAGAGCUGUCUGAUUCCUUGUGUCUCUCUCACCCUACAGUAAAUGAAGGGAGUCCCCAGGAGUGAGAGCCAGCCUGAAUCCAGAGACACUGAGAAGGGGAGCGUGUCAAACUAAAGGAGACAGACCCAUUCUUUCAGAAUGAACUGGAGAGCCCUGGGAUUCAGCUCCACUCCUGCCCCUGAAUUGGAAAUGAAACUCACUCAUCAUGCUGUGAGGAUUUAGGACAGAGUUACAAUUAUUUGUUUCAGGGAUGGAAAUAAGACUUCAGUUGCAUAGCAGUUUGAUCAGUUUGUUACCUGUACACUGUGGCUAAUCAAGCUGCCAGUGAAACCUGGAAUGGGCAAAACUGCUAUGCAAUAGGAGUCUUAUUUCCAUCCCUGCUUUGUUUUAUUUCAAGUGGUGCAAACUUUGCACUGGAGCAAAUGCUGUUUUGGUUUUGAAUGGAUUUGAAUGAAUGAAUCUGCUCUGCUUAGUGUUUAAAUACUGAGAAACUCCAAGCUUGUUGUAUACUGGAGUCCUGUUUCAGUGCAAUGGGAUUGAAAUACAAUUCCUAUCGUUUAAUGGGUAGAUUGCUGUGUGUGCAAUUAUUAUGACAGACCCACAAUAUUAGAACUGUAUAAAUAUACUGUAAAACAUGAAAGGUUUGCAAACAAAUUUUGCAUGCAUUACUAAUCUGCAAAAACAUACAUGCUGCAACAUUACCAUUAUUACUACAUUCAUAGCUUAUACAGUUUAUGAAUAAUUGAUCUAAACAAUCUGCAGGAUGAAGUUGCCUCAGACUGGUUGACAGUAACAGAGCUGGUGCUUUUGUGGAAUCACCAUUAGCUGUUUAUUCCUUUUGGGCAAAAUAUGUCUUGUUUGCUUGUAUUUUGUAUCAGUAUUAUAUCAUUAGAGUGACAAUGCAGUACAUCCAAAGGCAGGCUUAGUUAUUUAGAAAGGAUUGGAUUGACAUUGAGUUUGAGUUCCUGUAUGUUUUCCAGUAUCUGUGUGUAUAAAGGGCACAUUAUUAUGUUUCCAUUACCUCUGUGUGUAAAAGGUUUGCAAUUGUUUAAACUGUCAAUGAUUCCUGAGAUACAGAUCUGCAGUGGAACUGAACAAACCCAAGGGAGACAUUGAACAAUACAAGCUUGUCAAAGGGGGAGAUGCUGCUGCAGGUUUGAUCAUACUGGCUUCAUGAAAUGAGAAAUGGAAUUCCCUCUGUGUCCUGGAAUUCCUUUGCUAGUGUAUCAUGAUGUAAGCCCUGGAGUGUGGGCUCAGUCUUCAUGAAAUGAGAAAUGGAAUUCCUUUGCUAGUGUCUCGUGAUGUAAGCCCUGGAGUGUGGGCUCAGUCUUCAUGAAAUGAGAAAUGGAAUUCCCUCUGUGUCCUGGAAUUCCUUUGCUAGUGUAUCAUGAUGUAAGCUCUGGAGUGUGGGCUCAGUCUUCAUGAAAUGAGAAGUGGGAUUCCUUUGCUAGUGUCUCAUGAUGUAAGCCCUGGAGUGUGGGCUCAGUCUUCAUGAAAUGAGAAAUGGAAUUCCUUUGCUAGUGUCUCAUGAUGUAAGCUCUGGAGUGUGGGCUCAGUCUUCAUGAAAUGAGAAAUGGAAUUCCUUUGCUAGUGUAUCAUGAUGUAAGCUCUGGAGUGUGGGCUCAGUCUUCAUGAAAUGAGAAAUGGAAUUCCUUUGCUAGUGUCUCAUGAUGUAAGCUCUGGAGUGUGGGCUCAGUCUUCAUGAAAUGAGAAAUGGAAUUCCCUCUGUGUCAUGGAAUUCCUUUGCUAGUGUCUCAUGAUGUAAGCCCUGGAGUGUGGGCUCAGUCUUCAUGAAAUGAGAAAUGGAAUUCCUUUGCUAGUGUCUCAUGAUGUAAGCCCUGGAGUGUGGGCUCAGUCUUCAUGAAAUGAGAAAUGGAAUUCCUUUGCUAGUGUCUCAUGAUGUAAGCCCUGGAGUGUGGGCUCAGUCUUCAUGAAAUGAGAAAUGGAAUUCCUUUGCUAGUGUAUCAUGAUGUAAGCCCUGGAGUGUGGGCUCAGUCUUCAUGAAAUGAGAAAUGGAAUUCCUUUGCUAGUGUCUCAUGAUGUAAGCCCUGGAGUGUGGGCUCAGUCUUCAUGAAAUGAGAAAUGGAAUUCCUUUGCUAGUGUCUCAUGAUGUAAGCCCUGGAGUGUGGGCUCAGUCUUCAUGAAAUGAGAAAUGGAAUUCCUUUGCUAGUGUAUCAUGAUGUAAGCCCUGGAGUGUGGGCUCAGUCUUCAUGAAAUGAGAAAUGGAAUUCCUUUGCUAGUGUCUCAUGAUGUAAGCUCUGGAGUGUGGGCUCAGUCUUCAUGAAAUGAGAAAUGGAAUUCCUUUGCUAGUGUAUCAUGAUGUAAGCUCUGGAGUGUGGGCUCAGUCUUCAUGAAAUGAGAAAUGGAAUUCCUUUGCUAGUGUCUCAUGAUGUAAGCUCUGGAGUGUGGGCUCAGUCUUCAUGAAAUGAGAAAUGGAAUUCCCUCUGUGUCAUGGAAUUCCUUUGCUAGUGUCUCAUGAUGUAAGCCCUGGAGUGUGGGCUCAGUCUUCAUGAAAUGAGAAAUGGAAUUCCUUUGCUAGUGUCUCAUGAUGUAAGCCCUGGAGUGUGGGCUCAGUCUUCAUGAAAUGAGAAAUGGAAUUCCUUUGCUAGUGUCUCAUGAUGUAAGCCCUGGAGUGUGGGCUCAGUCUUCAUGAAAUGAGAAAUGGAAUUCCUUUGCUAGUGUCUCAUGAUGUAAGCCCUGGAGUGUGGGCUCAGUCUUCAUGAAAUGAGAAAUGGAAUUCCUUUGCUAGUGUCUCAUGAUGUAAGCCCUGGAGUGUGGGCUCAGUCUUCAUGAAAUGAGAAAUGGAAUUCCUUUGCUAGUGUCUCAUGAUGUAAGCCCUGGAGUGUGGGCUCAGUCUUCAUGAAAUGAGAAAUGGAAUUCCUUUGCUAGUGUAUCAUGAUGUAAGCCCUGGAGUGUGGGCUCAGUCUUCAUGAAAUGAGAAAUGGAAUUCCUUUGCUAGUGUCUCAUGAUGUAAGCCCUGGAGUGUGGGCUCAGUCUUCAUGAAAUGAGAAAUGGAAUUCCUUUGCUAGUGUCUCAUGAUGUAAGCCCUGGAGUGUGGGCUCAGUCUUCAUGAAAUGAGAAAUGGAAUUCCUUUGCUAGUGUCUCAUGAUGUAAGCCCUGGAGUGUGGGCUCAGUCUUCAUGAAAUGAGAAAUUGAAUUCCUUUGCUAGUGUCUCAUGAUGUAAGCCCUGGAGUGUGGUCUCAGUCUUCAUGAAAUGAGAAAUGGAAUUCCUUUGCUAGUGUCUCAUGAUGUAAGCUCUGGAGUGUGGGCUCAGUCUUCAUGAAAUGAGAAAUGGAAUUCCUUUGCUAGUGUAUCAUGAUGUAAGCCCUGGAGUGUGGGCUCAGUCUUCAUGAAAUGAGAAAUGGAAUUCCUUUGCUAGUGUAUCAUGAUGUAAGCCCUGGAGUGUGGGCUCAGUCUUCAUGAAAUGAGAAAUGGAAUUCCUUUGCUAGUGUAUCAUGAUGUAAGCCCUGGAGUGUGGGCUCAGUCUUCAUGAAAUGAGAAAUGGAAUUCCUUUGCUAGUGUAUCAUGAUGUAAGCCCUGGGGUGUGGGCUCAGUCUUCAUGAAAUGAGAAAUGGAAUUCCUUUGCUAGUGUAUCAUGAUGUAAGCCCUGGAGUGUGGGCUCAGUCUUCAUGAAAUGAGAAAUGGAAUUCCUUUGCUAGUGUAUCAUGAUGUAAGCCCUGGAGUGUGGGCUCAGUCUUCAUGAAAUGAGAAAUGGAAUUCCUUUGCUAGUGUAUCAUGAUGUAAGCUCUGGAGUGUGGGCUCAGUCUUCAUGAAAUGAGAAAUGGAAUUCCUUUGCUAGUGUAUCAUGAUGUAAGCCCUGGAGUGUGGGCUCAGUCUUCAUGAAAUGAGAAAUGGAAUUCCUUUGCUAGUGUCUCAUGAUGUAAGCCCUGGAGUGUGGGCUCAGUCUUCAUGAAAUGAGAAAUGGAAUUCCUUUGCUAGUGUCUCAUGAUGUAAGCCCUGGAGUGUGGGCUCAGUCUUCAUGAAAUGAGAAAUGGAAUUCCUUUGCUAGUGUCUCAUGAUGUAAGCCCUGGAGUGUGGGCUCAGUCUUCAUGAAAUGAGAAAUGGAAUUCCUUUGCUAGUGUAUCAUGAUGUAAGCCCUGGAGUGUGGGCUCAGUCUUCUCUGCUGCCUGCUUGUUCUCAGUGUGUGAGUUCAGCUGCAUUUCCAGUGUCCUGAGCUGGGCUUUGAACCCACUGGAGACGCAGCUGAGAACAAACCAGACCCACGACUCAGAGAUUUUGUUUUAGGUCAAAUAACAAGAUAAGAAACCUUAUACGCAGAACUCUGUUUUAUUGAUGUUUUUUUUUUCUAUGAAUGUAUUACUUCGAAUCUCUUUGCAUUGUGUUGCAAUUUUGACACUGUCACAUUUCAUAUUAAAAAUCACAGCUAAGUCUGUUAGAAAUAGACUACAGAUAUGACCAGAGGUUUUGCCUCACUCUAUAGAAUGAACUAAUUUUGCUUCAUAAAGUCGAAUGAAACCUGCUGAAUAAUGUUAACAUAUUGAAUCACACACCGCUUUGUAGUUAUCCAUAUACUUAAUGAAAAACGUGACAUUUUGGAAUCUAACAUGAAAUGCAGUGCUAGUAUUUUGGCUUCUACUAGAGUUUUGUUAUAUAGUUUUGUAGUUUCUUUGAUUACAUGAUGUUAAAUAAAAUAUCUAAACUAUGGCCAUAUGUUUUGUUUUAAUGCAUUUGAGUUGAGAAUCCUAAACUUUUACGUUUUAACUACGGCUAUGAACAAAAGUUUUGCAUCACCCGAUAAGAUGAAAUAAUUUUGCUUCAUAGUUGAAUGAAAGCUGCUGAAUAAUGUUACAUUAACAUAUUAAAUGACACACUGCUUUGUGUCUGUAUGCUUUAAAAAGCUGAGAAAUUGAAAUCUAACAUGGAAUACUGUACAAUGAUGGCUUCCAGGAGACUUGCGAUCUCAUUGUGUAGAUCAGAGGUUCCCAAACUUUUGAUUGCCGCGUACCCCCUUCCAGACCUAUCACCUGUCUGCGUACCCCUAGCAUACAGAUUUAUAUUUUCAUGUUGUUUUUAAUAUAUGCUUUCAUAAUACACAGAUUUAUACACAUACACAAUAAUAUACUUACAAUAUAAAUGACUAUAAUAAUAUAAUUACGGCUUCUGAUUUUAGGGUUUAACCGAUAAAACACCCCUGAUACAAAAAAAAAAAAAAAAAAAAAUCUGUGUAUAAUGAACACCAGAAAAACACUGGAAACAUACUCAAUUCACAUGACUCAAAAACCUAAUACAUAAAAAACAAACUACCUUUCCCUAACUCGUAUUGAUUAGUUCUGAAUACUUUCUCGACUGGAGGCUUGUUCGCGGGAUUUAAAGCUAUAUUACAGUUAAGAUACGUAGGAUUUAAAACAGAAUUGCAAAUUGUGGCGAAAUGUAAAACAAAUGCCUAAACACAAAAACCCCAGAAGAAUGUGUCCGUGACCACAGGGAUUUCGUUGUGGAAGACAACAAAGGAAAGAAGGUACAGAGUGUGGUACUGUACAGUUACUACUUUGUGACAGAAAAAAAACAAGCAUUUUGUAAAGUACAGUAACAGAAAACAACAAUUUCAUACAGUACAUAAAAAUCGAAAGCUCUGAAACAACAAUUUACAUAAAAAUCGAAAAUAGCUCAUCAUAACCACCAAAAAAAUGUAAUUAAUAAAAAACUAAAAACAUACAUCAUAAAUAUAAUACAUUUAAUUCAUGUUGUGCAAUUAUUGGUGGUGAGAGUUCUGUACGUCACUGUCCCUGUGUAUCCUUGUUCUCAUUGUAACCUCUUGGAGGUUUGCAAAACGAGCACACCGCAGCGUUGAUCCCAAGUGUCCCGCUGCUGCGAGAUUGUCUUGCACGGCUCUCUGUUUGUUUCUCCAUUUCACGGCAGAAACUGAAAGGAAUUUCCAAUGCGUUUUAAAGUUUUGUGUGAGUAUGACAAGUCUUAUGAAAAUGCAAAAAACUAAAAAAAAAUGUACGCCAUUACACAAUUUGUCACGCGUACCCCCUAAACACGUCUCGCGUACCCCUGGGGGUACGCGUACCACAGUUUGGGAACCUCUGGUGUAGUUUAAUUGAUACUUCAUGAUAAAUAAAGUAUCUAAAUUAUGUUUUCUUUUAAUUGUCUCAAUCCUAAAAUUCUAGGUGAUGCUAAACUUUUGUCCGAGCUGUACAUAUAAAUCAGCACUGCCAUUAAAGUAGAAUGUUUAAAUCUUUAUAUAUUGUGUAUCGAUUGCAUUCUAUAAGACAGUGUGAAGUGUAGAUCAUGCUAUUAAAAGAGAACACCUUUACACAUUUCACUAUUCAGAAGCCACUAAUAAACUUUGCAUUGAUUUCACACUGAA
Molecule: messenger RNA, 7623 nt
Organism: Acipenser ruthenus (sterlet)
Lineage: Eukaryota; Metazoa; Chordata; Actinopteri; Acipenseriformes; Acipenseridae
Product: zinc finger protein 583-like
Exons: 2
Coding region: 159-1331 (390 amino acids)
Biological process (GO): regulation of transcription by RNA polymerase II
Molecular function (GO): DNA-binding transcription factor activity, RNA polymerase II-specific; RNA polymerase II cis-regulatory region sequence-specific DNA binding
Source: RefSeq, a predicted model, not a curated record